CCGCUCCGGCCGGAAACUGGCGCUUGUUUCCGGCCGGCCGGCCGAAAGCCACCGAUCCUGAACCAGCCGCCGUAGUCGGAGUGGCAACCGGGUGUGGAGCAGGCAAAAAGCCACUGGGGGAGGCCAGUCCCGAUCAGUCCCGUCUGGCUCAAGCUCUAGAUCCUGUGCGGAGCACCAUCCGCGGUCGCAGUCUCCGCCACCGCCUCCGCCUCCUUCGUCGUCUGGGGAGGGACCGGCCAGACCCCGGGGUCACUGCCGAGGAAUGAGGAGAGGCGGCCGGGCCCCGCGCUCCGCCCCGGCCUAGGGCCUUGCCCCAGGAGCCGCGAGGUGCACCAACCUGUGGGGAAGUCUCAAGACUAUGGCUGGAUUCUCCUCAAGAGCUUAUGGAAUGCAGAAAAUCAGGAUCUGAUCAUACCACUAUACAAGCUGUGUGCUGGGAUAAGGGGAGGCGUGAAGAAAAAAGUAUCUGGGAGUCACCCUUAGACUUCAGGCUGAUUAGGAGUAGACAUUCCCAAAUAGUCACCUGAGUCACCUGUUGCCUUCAAGAAUUAUACUUUUAGCCUUCCUCAAAAGGUGGAGGCCUGAAUUUUGAUCUGUGUCCUACCUGCAUCCAGCUGCCUGAAAGUACUUGAUGAUCACAUGACCCUGGACAUGGAUGCUGUCCUGUCGGAUUUUGUCCGUUCCACAGGAGCAGAGCCAGGACUGGCACGAGAUCUCUUGGAAGGAAAGAAUUGGGAUGUGAGUGCCGCCCUCAGUGAUUUUGAACAGCUGCGUCAAGUCCAUGCUGGGAACCUACCACCAUCCUUUAGUGAAGGGAGUGGUGGCUCCAGAACCCCUGAAAAAGGAUUUUCUGAUAGAGAGUCUACUCGCCCUCCCCGACCCAUCCUACAGCGGCAGGAUGACAUCAUUCAAGAAAAACGCCUGUCUAGGGGCAUCUCCCACGCCAGCUCCAGCAUUGUUUCCCUGGCCCGGUCCCAUGUCUCCUCCAAUGGUGGGGGUGGGGGGAGCAGUGAGCACCCCCUGGAAAUGCCCAUCUGUGCCUUCCAGCUUCCAGAUCUCACUGUGUACAAUGAAGACUUCCGCAGCUUCAUAGAGAGAGACCUCAUUGAGCAGUCCAUGCUGGUUGCCUUGGAACAGGCAGGGCGUUUGAACUGGUGGGUGAGUGUGGACCCCACCUGUCAGAGGCUGCUUCCUUUGGCAACUACUGGAGAUGGGAACUGCCUUCUGCAUGCAGCCUCUCUUGGGAUGUGGGGGUUCCAUGAUCGGGACUUGAUGCUGCGGAAAGCUUUGUAUGCACUGAUGGAGAAGGGAGUCGAGAAGGAAGCAUUGAAAAGGCGCUGGAGAUGGCAGCAAACACAGCAGAAUAAAGAGUCAGGGCUGGUAUACACAGAGGAAGAAUGGCAGAAGGAAUGGAAUGAACUGAUAAAGCUUGCUUCAAGUGAACCCCGAAUGCAUCUAGGUACCAAUGGAACCAACUGUGGUGGGGUGGAGAGUUCAGAGGAGCCUGUAUAUGAGAGCCUAGAAGAGUUCCACGUCUUUGUUCUUGCUCAUGUGCUUAGGAGGCCCAUAGUCGUUGUGGCAGACACCAUGCUGAGGGACUCUGGAGGGGAAGCAUUUGCCCCUAUUCCCUUUGGGGGAAUCUAUCUGCCUUUGGAAGUCCCAGCCAACCAGUGUCACCGCUCCCCUCUGGUGCUUGCCUAUGAUCAGGCCCACUUUUCUGCACUUGUGUCCAUGGAGCAGAAGGAGAAUGCCAAGGAACAAGCUGUGAUCCCACUUACAGAUUCAGAGCAUAAGCUGCUACCCUUGCACUUUGCUGUGGACCCUGGAAAAGGCUGGGAGUGGGGGAAAGAUGACAAUGACAAUGUCCGAUUGGCCAGUGUAAUUCUGUCCCUAGAGGUCAAAUUGCAUCUGCUGCAUAGCUAUAUGAAUGUGAAGUGGAUCCCACUAUCCUCUGAUGCACAGGCUCCUCUGGCUCAGCCUGAGUCCCCCACAGCCUCAGCUGGUGAUGAGCCCCGGUCCACUCCUGAGUCUGGAGACUCAGACAAGGAGUCAGUUGGCAGCAGUUCUACCAGCAAUGAGGGCAGCAGGCGGAAAGAGAAGUCCAAGCGAGAUCGGGAGAAGGACAAAAAGAGAGCAGAUUCUGUGGCUAACAAACUGGGCAGCUUUGGCAAAACCUUGGGCAGCAAGCUCAAGAAAAACAUGGGAGGCCUGAUGCACAGCAAGGGUUCUAAGCCUGGAGGGGUGGGAACGGGGUCAGGGGUAAGCAGUGGCACUGAAACACUGGAGAAGAAGAAGAAAAACUCACUGAAGAGCUGGAAGGGUAGCAAGGAGGAGGCAGCUGGGGAUGGGCCAGUAUCUGAGAAGCCCACAUCUGAGUCUGUUGGUAAUGGAGGGAGCAAGUAUAGCCAGGAGGUGAUGCAAAGCUUGAGCAUUAUGAGGAUUGCAAUGCAAGGGGAGGGGAAGUUUAUUUUUGUUGGAACCCUGAAGAUGGGUCACCGUCACCAGUAUCAGGAGGAGAUGAUCCAGCGCUACCUUUCUGAUGCUGAGGAGAGAUUCCUGGCAGAACAGAAGCAGAAGGAGGCAGAGAGGAAGAUCAUGAAUGGAGGAAUAGGGAGUGGGCCUCCUCCAGCCAAAAAGCCAGAGCCAGAUGGCGGGGAGGAGCAACUGACUGCCACCCCAGCAGAGUCCAAGGCAGUGGCAUUCUCUACUGGCUAUCCUGGGGGCUUUACUAUCCCUCGACCUUCUGGGGGUGGAGUCCACUGCCAGGAACCCCGGAGGCAGUUGGCAGGGGGUCCAUGUGGGGGGGGCCUACCACCAUAUGCUACCUUUCCCAGACAGUGCCCUCCUGGGCGACCCUACCCCCACCAGGACAGCAUCUCUUCUCUGGAGCCAGGCAGUCACUCCAAAGAUGGAGUUCACAGGGGUGCAUUGUUACCAUCCCCCUUCCGCGUGGCUGAUUCCUAUAGCAACGGCUACAGAGAGCCCCCUGAGCCAGAUGGAUGGGCUGGAGGUCCCCAAGGGCUUCCCCCAACCCAGACCAAAUGCAAACAACCGAACUGCAGCUUCUAUGGACACCCUGAGACAAACAACUUCUGCUCCUGCUGUUACAGGGAAGAACUGAGGAGGAGGGAACGUGAACCGGGUGGGGAGCUACUGGUGCACAGGUUCUGAAUGGGUAAAACCUUGGAGGGCAAGGUGGCUAAACAAAGAAGGUUAAGCUCAACUAAUUGGCUCAUCAAGACCCAGCCCCCAUGUUGACGGGACAAAUGCAGUAAUAUUUGUGGGAGCCUGGCUGGAAACUUUUAAGUGUGUCUGCACUGGAGUGUUGCCAGGCUGGCAAGAGCAGGUCAGGGCUGAAUGGCGCCUCAAGGGCUCUACUAUUCCUUUGUAGAGCUUGACUUGAUGGGACUAAGGAGGUACAAGGGGGGAAAGGUGGUGAUUCUAUCUUAUAACCCUUUGGCUCCCAUCCCAGGACCUAAGGAAAAGUAGUAGGGGAAGGAUUUGGGUGUCUGUGGGGGAGGUGGGCAGAAGUCCGGGAGGAGGAAUAGGCAAGGAGGUUCUCAGUAAAAAAAAGAAAAAAAUAGACCAAAGUUUUUUAGGUUGGAAAAAAAGCACAUGGUGGUAGAAUUGGGAGUGUGGAGGGAAUUUGGAAAUUGGACAAAUUUGCUAUUGAUUUGAAUUAAGGUAGAAAUUAGGGUUGUAUAAAUUCUCCUGACAUUUGGAAAGACAAGGCAGUGUGCUUAUGGGUGUUUGUUAGGAGGGAGGGGGUAGUUUAAAUCACAGUUUAUUGAGAUGUGAAAGGGAGGAACUUAAAAGGGGAAUCGUUUUCCUCUUGAGUUUUAUUUCCUUCUAAACAGUCAUCUGUCAUCAGUUCUAGUUUGAGAGGAGAUUGCCCCCUAUCUUUUCCUCAUCCUUUCUGAGGGCUGAGCUCAGCUAAGUUAAGAAGGGUUAUGAUUUUUUUAAAAAAGACUUAUUUAAAAACAAAAAAUUUCCCUUUGGGAAGGGGAAGAGAGUGAUGAGAAGAGCAGCUGUGUGUGUUGACUUUUCUCCAGGUGAAUUGGUGCAGAGGUGAUCUGUUUUUUAACUACUUAGCAAUAACCGUACAUUGGCUUUUGAGUGCAACUUGGAGAGGGAUAGGGGAAUGACACAUUUAGCCAGACUGUUUCAAACAAACCAAAAACCUAAAUAGAGCACUACCAUCCUCUGUGGUAACUGGCUGCUGCAUUUCUGUAGAAAGCAACUUAUUUUAUUAACUAAUUUUUUUUAAAGGAAAAGAAACAAAAAGACCCCAACAAGCAAAAACAUUUUAAAAAGUGAUUUUUUUUCCUACUUAAGUGAUUCUUUCUCCUUUCUCUCUACUUUUGGAGAAUGAACUUAACAUCCUGGCUUCUUUUGUUAAGCCAUAGCUGACCUUAAUCUGUGGUUAGUUUAUUAAAAUAAUAAAAAAAUACUUUGUAAGAAGAGAUAUUUUUGAUAAUAGGACUGAUGUUGAAACAUGGGGUAUGGGUUGGGGCAAUUUAUAAAAAGGUAGUUAGAGAAGUAUAUUUUAGUGAACUAUAACCACAGAUCACAGAUUACUCCCAAUGAGCUGAUCUGUCUUUGGAUUUCUCCCUUUCCCUGGCCCAACCCUGUUCUCUAGGGGGUGGGAGUGGGUUGGGGACACAGUAGGGGGAGCUCCUUUGCAUUUUGCACAAAGCACAAGUCUGGACAGCUUAUGCUCUGGCCAGAGCCAUUUCUAAGAGCUUUAAACUGGAAGACCUAUCCUGGGCCAAUAUUCCUUUUUCUUUAUAUUUUUUCUGGGAAAAUAAAUCAGCUAUGCAAUUGUAUACACUCCUGGGUGCAUAUGAAGAAGGGGAAUAAGUGUACUUAAGUGUCCAGAGUAUUACUAGGGCUGUUUUUCUGUAUUUAGAUUUCUCUUUGAGUUAUGUACUCACAAUCCAUCCCAUGGAAUGUAAUCCCUACAUUUGAUCUAAGGCACACAUGGAUGGGGCAGGGGUAUGUGUGUGCGUGUGUUGGGGGGGACUCAAUUGCAAAUGUUCAUUCUGCCCAGUCUGAAAAGUGUUCAUCCCAUUCUUCCUCAGGAACAAAGCCAGCCAAGACUGGCCUCCUCGCUGGAACUGCUCACAGUUUAGAUAGAUUGCUUUCUCCUCAGCAAACUCAAAAGUCACUUAUUUUCCAAAUCUGAUAGUCUGUUGAUUCAUUCAUUCAUUUCCUAUGGUUAUUCAUUCUUAGGCUUUUAUUUGAAAAUAGAUUGCUUUUAAAGACACAGUGAUGUUCCAAAGGAGGGGAAGUCUCUAUGGGCAGGUCUGGAACCUAAUAUGAGAUGAGCACUCCCCUCAGGUGCAGAAUUUAAGGGGUACCAAAAAAACCGAGUAAUCAAGAUACUUUUUUAAAACUGUGGUAUUUUAAAAAAAUUAAUGUGAAAAAUUCAUGUUGAACAAAAUAGCAGAAUCUUAAAGACAGGAUCUGACAGGACCUUGAUUAGAGUGAGGGAAGUGAGGCUAAAUUGAGCAAGUAUGGGAUGAGUCCUGUCUUUAAAUUUUUGAUACAUUGUUCAUCAUGAAUUUUUUUUACAUUUUUGAGUUUUUAAAAAAAUGUUGCAUUAAAAUAGUAUUUAUCUUGGUUAGUGGGUUUUUUUGGCACCCCUUAAAUUUUGUGCUCAAGGUGAGUGCCUUGCUCACCCCUGACCAACACUGGUGAGACCACUACUGUGUGACACCUCCAUCCCCUAUCACACACCAAACAAGUGGCUCAAACACCCUGAAUUUGCAUGGCUCACCUACCUUUCCCUAAGGCCUAUCAUAGGGUGAUAGGCCUGAACCAAUAGGAAUAGAAACAGACCAGGGUUUUCCCAGAGAAUAAAACCAGAAAAGUCUGAUUCUCCACUGGACUGCUGUGUUUGGAUUUGAUCCUUAGAUUCUAGUUAAUACUUUUGUUUUUAAAAACUAAGGACAAAUGAACAAAAACAGAAACCUUGCAUUGUGUUUGUUUUUGUUUUUAUUUAUAAAUUAGCCAAUCCCAAUUCCUUUGCAUUCUUUUCAAAGAAAAAAAGAUGGAAAUUUUGAUGGGUGGUUUAGGGGUUCAUAUGGCAAAAUAGGGCAUUAGGCCCUAUAGCUUUUUAUUAAGAAAUUAUUUUUUAUUUGGGAAGGUAACUAUUUAUUGAGGCUUUGAAAAGCUUCUCCAUUUUAAAGAUGAUGGACCCUGAGACAAUGGAUAUCUUUUUAUAAUGGAUAGUGAAGUUUGUUUUGCUUUAUUUUGGGGGGAGGGUUUGAGUGGGAUGGGAGGUAAAGGCAUAAUGCCUGGGAAAUGAAGACAGACUCAGAUCAGCUGUGGUAUUUUGGGAAGAUUUGGGGGUGGAAGAGGCAAGCCCAUGCAGUUACUGUGUUGGGGAGAAAGAAAGAAGGGGUAUGUUGUAUGCACUCAAAAUGAGCAAAAAUUCCUUAGUUAAGGAGGGGUAUGUGAGUGAAAGGGGAAAGGUAGAUGCUGUAACCCUAUAUGAGGGAUGAUAAUCAUCUCUCAGGCUUAAAUUUAAGUGCACUUAGUUCCUUUAAUCCAAGGCAUCUGCAGUUCCUACUGAAGUUUUUAAUGAAAGGGGGAGAUAUUCAUGGUUCUUAUUUUUCCCCUUUUAAGACAGUGCUACCCUCCCUGCUACAUUCUCUACCCCAUCUCCAAUGGAGCAAGUAUACUAAGGAUUGGUCUCUGAAUCUCUUCCUUACCCUAUGCUGGUUUUAUUGAAAGUUACAAGAUUUAACCAAAAGUUUUACCCCCAUACUGGUUUUUAUCAAAUAAAAAGAUUAUAUAAAAACAAUUUUUUUAAAGGUUCAAUCUCUUUAAGGCAUGGGGAUAGUGUUAAACAGUGCUGUACAGGGCCUUGGAAGUACCUUCCCUCUAUUGGCUCAGUUUCUUCUCAAGCAAAACUAAAGCCCACAGACUACUAAAAAAUUAGAAGUGAUUUCAAAUUGUGUGUUUGGGAGGUGAUACUGAGCCCAAAAGAAUGAAGCGGGUUGUGAAUGAAUUCUGAGAACCUAGCUUUUGCCAUUCAUACUUCUUUUAACCAUGUGUCCAAGGUUCUAGUCAUUUUUUCCUCAAUAAAGGAGUAUUUCAGAGAUGAUUGUCCUUAAGUUACUCAGUCACCUCUAGACUCUGUGUCCUUUCUCCAAGGAGUCAGUGCUGCAGAUAUAGAGCCACAGGUGAGAAGACAGAAUUAGAAGCCCCUAGAAUCACCUGCACCCCAGAUUUUUCUAAUUUCCUUUUUUCCCUCCAGGCCUUUCAACUGCAGAUUCAGAUGAGUCAUACAGGCACUCUGUUUCUUGUACUUUGCAGAUACUCAGUCUGCAAAUCACGUGGUGUCCCACACACACACACACACACACACACACACACUGAAGUUGAUUAACAAAAUGUUUAUUAUGAUGUCCCCAUAUAGACUUUGUUUGAGCCACCUCCCUUUAUCGGCCACAUGCAUAAGGGGAAGUAGAAAAGAACAACGGAAGCUGGCUGGCAGCAGCUGGGAGGAGUGGGGAUGGGAAGGACCUUGGCCUCUUUCUGUGCUUAUAACUGGAUCUGUGACUCAUCUUGUGAGUCACUCAGCUCCACCUCCCUCCUCCAGCUACCCCUCCUAGCAGCCUUCACUCCUGGCACAAACCUGCAGCCAGACAAGGAUUCUGAAAAUGGAAAAAUCUGAUACAGCCCCUUGCCUCUCCACCCUUCCUUUCAUCCAGUAAACGUCUACUGAGUGUGAGUUGGGGAUGGUGAGAGAUAGUCUUCCUGUUAUUAACCCUCAGCUACUGCCCCUUUGCAUUCCUGGUUAGGUGCUGAUCCAAAUCACCCAAUUUAUUUCUCCCUCUGAUUCCCCCCCCAUCCCCUGAUGGUUUUUUUCCCCUCUGUAUUCCUCCAUUGUUUCCAUACCUCCAAGUAUUAAAGAAUAGAAUGAGGCUCUUGAAUAAAGGGUUGUGGGGAGAAGGAAAGUGGGUAACGGGAUUUUAAAAUUGUGGUAUACACCUCCUACUGUAAUCUAUUUUCUUAUUACAGCAGACCCUGGAAAGUAUUUUCUUCCCCCAAAAAGCUGAGGCCCAUAGAAUGCAGGGGGUUGAAGUGGGAUGAUGGUGCUCGGUGGCCUUUAGGACUUCGAGAAUAAGGCUUCUGGGCCACCUUCCUAGCAGGUGUAUACCUCUUUGUUCCAGACUGACUUCCUGUCUCACAAUACUUCACUAUUUCCACAGGUGCAGCCAAGACAGGGAACUUUAAAAGCUGAGGCCAGAAGGGUGUGUGCGCUGGGGAAAUGGGAGGGUUGAAUGUCACUCUGGAAAACUGGGGUCCCCCACCCAAGGAUUGCUGCCUCUGUAGACUCAAAAACAAUAAAACAGCAGCUCAUUAACUCUUA
This is a messenger RNA of Microcebus murinus (gray mouse lemur), 8383 nucleotides long. NCBI's taxonomy places the organism in Eukaryota, Metazoa, Chordata, Mammalia, Primates, Cheirogaleidae. The record is from RefSeq and is a predicted model, not a curated record.